AUGCUACUAUUUUCGAGCGCUAAUAUAUCAAAAAAGUCAUGCUCUGCAAUAUUACAAUAUGGAUCCGCUUGCCGCACAACAUGUGGUGUUAUUCAUGAUAAGGACACAUACAAUUUAGAUUUUAUUCGUUGCGUGACUCUCCCCGAGGCAGACGCCUUGAUGGAUUUAAUUGCAUGCGUUGUGAGUACUACGUAG
Messenger RNA from Plasmopara halstedii, 195 nucleotides. RefSeq lists its product as uncharacterized. The transcript is spliced from 2 exons. NCBI's taxonomy places the organism in Eukaryota, Oomycota, Peronosporomycetes, Peronosporales, Peronosporaceae. The coding region runs from base 1 to 195 and encodes 64 amino acids. The record is from RefSeq and is a predicted model, not a curated record.